Musa acuminata AAA Group (dessert banana) is the source of this 1905-nucleotide messenger RNA. RefSeq lists its product as uncharacterized. The record is from RefSeq and is a predicted model, not a curated record. The transcript has a single exon. Gene Ontology annotation, molecular function: RNA-DNA hybrid ribonuclease activity; nucleic acid binding. Lineage: Eukaryota; Viridiplantae; Streptophyta; Magnoliopsida; Zingiberales; Musaceae. The coding region runs from base 1 to 1905 and encodes 634 amino acids. Gene Ontology annotation, biological process: DNA integration.
AUGAAGUCUCCCCGGACGGUCAAAGACCUACAGCAACUCAACGGAAGACUUGUCGCCCUGUCUCACUUCCUCUCCCGAUCGGGCGAUCGUUGUCUCCCAUUCUUCAAGGCGCUCAAAAACCUGAAGAACUUCCAGUGGACGUCAGAGUGCGAGGAGGCUUUCAAACAAAUAAAGCAGCACCUGGCCGGCCUCCCCCGGCUUGCCUCCGUCUCCACGGGCGAGAGGCUGGGCCUCUACUUGGUGGCCUCCCAGCACGCAGUCAGCUCGGUCCUGGUCAAGGAGAGCUCCGGCCAACAACUCCCGAUCUACUACGUCAGCCACGUCCUAAGUGGACCCGAGGAGCGUUACCCGCCGAUGGAGAAACUCGCGCUCGCCCUAGUGCUCUCGGCCCGGAAGUUGCGCCCCUACUUCCAGGCACACCCGGUGGAGAUCAUCACCGACCAACCUCUUCGGCAGGUCUUAACGAAAUUUGAUGUUGUAGGACGGCUCCUCAAAUGGGCGGUAGAGCUCGGCGAGCAUGACAUAAGGUACGCGCCCCGGACCGCCAUCAAGGCACAGGCGGUAGCCGACUUCAUCGCGCAGCUGACGCAGCCAGAGGACACGGAUCUGGAGAGGGUUCCCGAAGCCUGGACCCUACACGUCGACGGCUCAGCCAACUUGAAGGGCGCCGGGGCAGGACUAGUCCUCCUCGCCCCCGAUGGACGCUCGUUCGAACGAUCCCUUCGCUUCGGGUUCAGAGCCACCAACAACGAGGCCGAGUACGAGGCGCUCUUAGCGGGGCUAAGGCUGGCCCUCGAAAUGCAGGUGACCGCGAUACAUGUCCUCACCGACUCGCAACUAGUGGCCGAGCAGCUCAACGGCGGAUACGAGGCUCGGGACGCAACCAUGGUGAAAUACCUGGCGCGGGUAAGGGACCUGACCACCAAGUUCCGCUAUUUUACAUUAUCUAACGUUCCGAGGGAAGAGAACGGACGAGCCGACGCGCUAGCUAAGCUGGCGUCGAAGCCAACCCCCGAAGCGUGGCCGGAAGUGGAGGAGCUCUCUGCCCGGGCAAUCGAAAUGGCAACCACAGCCCCCGGCGGCACUCCAACUACAUGGGUACAAGAGCUGCUGAGCUUCAAGCAGGACGGAACCCUCCCCCCUGAUGAGGGUGCAGCUCGGCGCCUGCGUCGUACGCACGCGUGGUACACCGUGGAGUGCGGCCGCCUUUACAAGCGAUCCUUUACCUAUCCCCUCCUGCGGUGUUUAGAGCCUGACGAAGCCCAGAUGGUUCUAACCGAAACCCACGAGGGGGUAUGCGGCGAGCAUAUCGGCGGACGAACCCUGGCGCACAUGAUACUCCGUCAGGGCUAUUACUGGCCAACCAUGCGCCGAGAUGCCAAAGCCUACGUUCAGCGGUGCGGGUCGUGCCAGCAGCAUGCCCGCGCGCCCCGACAGCCCGCAGUCCCGCUCAGUCCCAUCGACUGCGAGUGGCCGUUUGCUCAGUGGGGCUUGGACCUGCUUGGACCCUUCCCGCCAGCCUCCGGACAAAGGAAGUACAUAAUUGUAGGGGUGGACUAUUUCACAAAGUGGGUCGAGGCCGAACCGCUGGCGUCAAUCACGGAACACCAAGUGGAGAAGUUCGUGUGGAAGAACCUGAUAACCCGGUUCGGGGUACCCAAGGCCGUUAUCACGGACAACGAGCCGCAGUUCGCCGGCAGAAGAUUCCGGAAGUUCUGUGCCGAUCAGGGCAUCCAGCUGAGGUUCAGCUCGGUUGCCCACCCUAAGACCAACGGGCUAGCCGAGGUAACCAACCGAUCCCUCUUGGAGGGACUCAAUCGGCCUGGACAGACGAGCUCCCCAGCGUCCUGUGGUCGCUGCGCACCACCCCCAAGGCGGCAACCGGGGAGUCCCCGUAUAGCUUGA